Molecule: messenger RNA, 3351 nt
Organism: Pseudophryne corroboree (corroboree frog)
Lineage: Eukaryota; Metazoa; Chordata; Amphibia; Anura; Myobatrachidae
Gene: FRMD6
Product: FERM domain containing 6
Exons: 15
Coding region: 642-2474 (610 amino acids)
Biological process (GO): positive regulation of hippo signaling
Cellular component (GO): cytoskeleton; cytoplasmic side of apical plasma membrane
Source: RefSeq, a predicted model, not a curated record
UCUGAAAUGUAUUCAGCUGAGGAAGAUCCUGUACAUUAGCCGGAAAAGUAACGAUUUGCAGCCUUGUUGUUUGUGUCAGUCAUGGCGUAAACAGCAGGUGGUAGGAUUGACAGCUGACAUAUUACACCCUGGACGUUCAAACAGGACAUUGACUACAGCAGAGUCCCCAGCGUCGCCCUAUGGACAGGUGAGGGCAGGGUCUGCGCCCAGGUCUGGCUGGCUGAGAGCUCCUCAGAGCACCUUGCUGUUGCGCAACAUACUCAACGGGAAAGUAGUUCUUCUGUUGCAGAGACCACAAGCUUCUCUUGCCCUAUAUGUGAGGGGACAGCAGUGGAUAUAAUAUUCCCACACAGGCUGACGUCUGUCCCUUGUACUCCGAGCAUGGACUAAAAUCUGCAUUUCUGAAUUCCAAAAGCAGCGAAAGGGUUCUGCUCUGUGCGCAGCCUCAUGGCCAAGUGAUCUAGCGACGCAUGAGAUGUAAAAGUAUCGAUGAUUCCCUAACACAGAGGAACCUUUCUCGCCUUCCCAAGAUGACGGUGAUGGAUUCCAAGCGGCAAGUGAGCCCCGGCGAUUUGAUGGGUGGCAGGGGGCUUGGAGCCGCAGAGUGACCCGCCCCCCGCCAAGAUCGAGGCCGGAACAAAAUGAGCAAGCUCAGCUUCCAGAAUAACAGAGCCAUGCAGGACCGGCGGAGCGUUUGCGUGUUCCUACCCAAUGAUGACACCUUGAGCGUCAUUAUCAACGUCAAAGCACUUUGUCAGGAGUUACUGGUCCAGGUCUGCGAUCUCCUCCGGUUGAAAGACUGCCAUCUCUUUGGGCUCAGCGUUAUCCAUAACAAUGAACACGUGUACAUGGAAUUAUCUCAGAAGCUCUACAAGUACUGCCCCAAGGAGUGGAAGAGAGAGGCCAGUAAAGGUAUUGACCAGUUCGGCCCCCCUAUGAUCAUUCAUUUUAGAGUGCAAUACUAUGUUGAAAAUGGGCGAUUAAUAAGUGACAGAACAGCAAGGUACUAUUACUACUGGCACCUGAGGAAACAGGUUCUCCUGUCGCAAAGCAUCAUGAGGGAAGAGGCCUACUUCCUGCUGGCAGCCUUCGCCCUGCAGGCCGACCUGGGCAACUUCAAAAGAAACAAGCAUUAUGGAAAAUACUUUGAGCCAGAGGCCUACUUUCCCCCUUGGGUGAUUAAGAAGAGAGGAAAAGAUUACAUCCUAAAGCACAUUCCCAAUAUCCACCGCGACCAAUUUGCACUGACCGUGUCGGAAGCACAUCUCAUGUACAUUAAAGAGGCAGCGAGACUGGAGGACGUUGCUGUGCAUUACUACAGGUUAUACAAGGAUAAGAAGGAGAUCGAAGCCUCGCUGAUUCUCGGACUGACACUUCGAGGAAUCCAGAUUUUCCAGAGCUUGGGUGAGGAGAAGCAACUGUUGUACGAUUUCCCCUGGACGAACGUAGGAAAGUUGGUGUUUGUGGGCAAAAAGUUUGAAAUUUUACCAGACGGCCUGCCCUCCGCCAGGAAAUUAAUCUAUUACACCGGCUGCUCUCUGCGUUCGCGGCACCUUCUUCAGCUCCUCAGCAAUAGUCACCGGCUGUACAUGAACCUGCAGCCGGUCCUGCGACAAGUCCGGAAGCUGGAAGAAAUUGAAGAGAAGAAACAGUACCGGGAGUCGUACAUCAGCGACACGUUGGACCAGGACAUGGAACAGCUGGAGAAGAGAUCGAGGGCUAGCGGUAGCAGCGCAGGGAGCGUCAAGCACAAGAGACUCUCCCGGCACUCCACGGCCAGCCACAGCAGCUCACACACCUCAGGGAUAGAGGCAGAUACCAAGCACAGGGACAUCGGGGCGGAGGACAGCUUCUCCGGGACAUCGCUUCACCGCAAGCUGAAGACCUGCAGCUCCUUGACCUCUCACAGCAGCUCCCACACCUCCGGGGCUGAGAGCACUGGCAAGGACAGGCUGGAGGACGACUCGCAGGAUGAUGAGAUUGAGAUGCUGGUGGAUGAUCCCAAGGGUACUGAUCUGCCGCUGGACAUCAGUCCUGAUCUUUGUAUCUACAUCACAGAAGACAUGUUGGUCUCACAGCAGAGCAAUGGUUACUCUGGUUUAGUCGUUAAGGAAGUGAACUCCUCAACUUCCAGCUCUUCAGAAACUGUGGUCAAGCUCCGUGGACAAAGCAUUGACUCAUUGCCACAGACGGCGUGCAGGAAACCGAAGACCUCAACAGAUCGGCACAGCUUGAGUCUGGAUGACAUCCGCUUGUACCAGAAAGACUUCCUACAGAUUGCUGGCCUGUGCCAGGACACUGCCCAGAGCUACACAUUUGGCUGCGGACACGACGCACACGACAGAGGCCUUUACUGUAACGGCUGUCUCGCCCAACAGUGCAUCAAUAUCCACGAGCCCCUCCUGCCCAAGAAAGCCAGCAAGUACUUUUCCUUGGACCUUACCCACGAUGAGGUUCCUGAGUUUGUGGUAUAAGCGGGUCGGGAUGUACAAUAUACAUAGAUAUAUUCCACGGGCCUGGAUGUCUGUGCUUUCCGGUAGCGGCUAGGAAGAUUGUAUCUUUCUACGAACCUUUUUUUUUUUUUACUUGUUCCCUUUUGAUAUCCUGAAUUGAAAGCCAUUGGGACUUCAUUUAUGUAUAGCUUAAUAUUUUGGGUACAAUCCUCAAAGGCCAAAUUGCUCUUUUUAUUUUCUAUAUUGGCACAAAAUAGGAUAUUUUUUUAUGUGCAGACAAGUUAGCACACAAUACGAAUGAACAUUUAUUUCUCUAAUAUGCCAAAGAAUGGUCUCCAACAAAAUGGUGGCUGUAGUACAUGGAUUCAGUGGUCUCCUAUAACAUGGCGGGAGGAGUACAUGUAUAACCUGUACCCAAGGAUGGUCAACAUAAUAUUACAUGGACAAAAACAGAGGUCAUUGAUGAAAUGCAGAGUGUCAGGGUCAAAUGAGCAUCGAAUUUGACUAAUAGGUGACUUUCUCCUGAAAAAUGACAGCACUGAAUUUAGUAUAUUUAUAUACUAUACACAGCAAGAAUUCCACUUCGCAGUUUUGGCCGGAUUUUUGUAUCGCAGGACCUUGUCUCUAUGUUAUGGUUUAAAAUCCAGCCAUGGGUUUUAUUUAGCUCCAUAUUUUACAGCAUUAUUACACAGUAUUGGGUCUUGCUUAAUAAUAUGGUGCUAUAACUCACAGCAUCUAAUCAGGAGUUUGCCUCCAUUUUGUAAACAGCACUAAAACAGAUAGCUAGAAUCUGAUUGGAUGCCAUGACUAAGUAUUUGUUCAGACUGCUCUACAGUAUUAAAUGAAGCUCUUUGAGUUUAUUUAUAGCUGAUAUCCUAUUAAAGCACAUUCACCUUUU